CUAAUAUUUUACGGAUAAGUUGCAAUACACGGAGUAGCUAAAGCAAUAACUUUGUACAUAUUUGUUUUAAAUUGUGGUUAUUUAUGAAACCUGUCGUUUUAUGCAUGCUUCAACUACUUAACACGUUUUCUUUUCUAUUAUCAGUACCCAUGUACUUUGAAUGUAUUUUUAUUUGAAAGCAUGGAAAGGCACCUAAUUUUUGCAGCUUUUAAGUAGCUAAUUAUGCAUAUGGAGGUUAUUUCAGACUUGAACAGAGGUACAUCUACGAAAACAUGCUUUCAGCUCAGUAUAAAUUUCCGUAAAUUGACAUUUCUUUCUGAAUUAUAAGCGCGAGUAAUGGUUAGACCAUUGUUUAAUUGUUAGACUUUUUCUCUCUGUUACUUAAUGGACUGCAAUACUUACUCUAAGACUAAACUUCCAAUGAAAAGAACAACGCUAAACCAACAUAAUAUACAGAAACGUCGUUUUGGGUCAUACACUUCAAAAAGAUAUACUAGGGUUCAGGGUUAAAACGCUACAAACGGAUCAAGUCGAGGUAGUUGAACUCCUGAAUAUACGACGUGCUAUCAAUUUGUACCAACUCCGUAGUUAAAGUUUUUUUUCGCAUAAACGAUGAUCGCCGAUUUAAUCUGAGGUCUUCAUGGGGCUGUGUCAUCCCCCAUAAUGUCCAGUACCGAUUACUUGACAUACCAUUGCACGUAAGCGCGGAUUGAGUCGCCCAUAAUCAGAAUGUGUUGGUUAUUGAACAAGUUGAUGAGGCUAUAAAUUAUAUAAUGACGAAUUACUUCUUUAUUCACUUUGUUAACAUUCUCCUCUUGCGUGUUAUCAUGAAACUGGUUACUCCCAUUCUGUUCUAAACUUCAUGGGAAAAUGUUAUCACACCACGUAUACGUUUUAUUUAUUCACUAAUGAUGAUAUUUUUGAUGCCUUUUUGUGGUUUAGCAAGGGGUGUUAAAUUGAAAGUUUUAUUAAUUCGCAUAUAAAAAGAUGUCCCGUUUUCUGCUAACUCCACCGUUUUGAUAUAAUGGGUUUUUCGCUAGAUGCAUUAGGUCAGUUUCCUUCAACACUAUAUGUUCAGCUAUGUCUUCCUUAUGGAGUAAAAAACCCAUCUUCGUAUCCACUCAUUGUUAAAACAAUUGAGAACGGUCUUCGACGGCUCUCAACAGCCUUUCCUUGGGUUGCAGGUGAGGUUGUCGUUGAAGGUGCUUGUAAGGGCUGCUCGGGAACCAGAAAAAUUAAGUUGACGAACAAGGUCCCGCUUGUCAUAAAGGAUUUAAGGAAUGACCCUGCUGUACCAACAAUGGAUGAGCUCCGACGAACUCGCUUUCCAAUGGAUUCGUUGGAUGAGAAUGUUGUUGCGCCUUGCAAAAGCACUACUUGCUCAGAAUCUAAGAGCGGCUCAAUGACGCAAACAGAACCUGUUUUUUUAGUGCAAAUAAACUUUAUAGUUGGAGGUCUUUUGCUUACCUUUGUAGGUCAUCACAGCGCAAUGGAUAUGACCGGAGAAACAGAGAUUCUGCGUUUACUUUCAAAAGCUUGUGGCAACGAACCGUUUUCAAGUGAAGAGAUUAGGAUUGGAAACUUGGAUCGCUCUAACAUUAUUCCUGUACUCAAUGAUUUAUUCGAGCCGGAAACUGAACUUGUCCAUCAACUUAUAAAACCAAGCCCUAAGACCCUCAAUUCCGUUGAUGUUAAAAAAACACAACAGAGUGUUGCUCAUGACUGUUCUUGGAAGUGCUUUAUUUUCCCAAAGAGCUCACUUGUUACUUUGAAAAUGCUGGCUUCUAGAAACAGAUCAGACUCUGCAAAGUUUGUUUCAACCGAUGACUCAUUGACUGCUUUCAUUUUCAAAUCUAUAAUUCGUGCGCGUUUACCACGUUUAAGCCCCACAACAAGGACAACUCUAACUCGUUGUGUGAAUGUUCGACGAUAUCUUGGCAUUCCUAUGAAUUAUCCAGGAAAUGCCCUGCAUUCAACAUACCACAACAUUGUGACUGACAAAUUUGUACGAGAAUCGCAUGGUAAUAUUGCUUCUCAGCUUCGUUUAGCUUUGGAUCCGUCGGAUUUAGCGUACAAAACACGAGCACUCGCGACUUACAUAAAUCGUAUUCGGGAUAAGAGUGUUCUUUCUUAUUUUGCAAACCUUGACACUUCCGAAUCUGUGAUGCUAAGUUCAUGGGCGAAGAUGAACUGUUGUGACCUUGACUUUAAUCUUGGCUUAGGGAAACCAGAAGUGGUACGACGCCCACAAUGCAUGCCUACUGAAGGACUGGUCUAUCUGUUGCCUCAAGAUCGUGAUGGUGAAAUUCCAGCCACUAUAUGUUUGAGAAAUGAGGAUAUGGAGAGACUUAGGGCUGACGAGGAAUUUAUCAGAUAUGCAGUCUAUGUUGGGUGAUUGUUUUAAGAUAAUCUUUAAAUGAUGUUAAGUCUUCGUUCUUCAGCCCAUUUUACACCUUUAGUGUAUGUCUACGUUUUCCAAUAGGUUGAAUGACCAUCGACUUAAACCUUUCUUUUUCUUUUAUUCAUUUUUGUUUAAUAACUGCACCAUUUUUUGGUGAUACAUCUAUAAAAACUCUAUGUUUUCCUGUGAUUUUGCAAAGUAUGGUUUAAGUUAUCUUACACG
Schizosaccharomyces japonicus yFS275 is the source of this 2623-nucleotide messenger RNA. Its product is annotated as trichothecene 3-O-acetyltransferase. The transcript has a single exon. The coding region runs from base 1025 to 2395 and encodes 456 amino acids. The record is from RefSeq and is a predicted model, not a curated record. Lineage: Eukaryota; Fungi; Ascomycota; Schizosaccharomycetes; Schizosaccharomycetales; Schizosaccharomycetaceae.